Panicum virgatum (switchgrass) is the source of this 1789-nucleotide messenger RNA. RefSeq names its product N-acetyltransferase 9-like protein. Lineage: Eukaryota; Viridiplantae; Streptophyta; Magnoliopsida; Poales; Poaceae. The record is from RefSeq and is a predicted model, not a curated record. The coding region runs from base 810 to 1451 and encodes 213 amino acids. Gene Ontology annotation, molecular function: N-acetyltransferase activity. Gene Ontology annotation, biological process: protein acetylation. The transcript has 6 exons.
CGCUCGCCACCCCACCCGCCAGUGCUCGCGAUCCCACCCGCCAGGCCUCCACUGCAGUGCCGCCGGCUGCCGCAAGCACCUACCGGCAGCCGCAAGCACUGACCGACGCGCAGGCCACCGCCAGCACUAGCCGCCGCAAGCGCUCGCCGCCAGCACAACGCCGCCAGCAGCACACGGUGCGCGCCACCAGCCAGUGCUCGCGUCGCCAGCGCACGCCGCCGCCGGUCCCCGCCUCCACGGAUCUACUCAUUGAUGGCCCCAUCUCCUUUGUUCGUUCGUGAGACCGUGAAAUGUUUGUGCUCUUGUUUUAUGUUUAAUUGUGCUUGUUGAUUGCAUGAAAGUAAGGUGAAAUGUUGUCGAAAUUUGAUAUUGAGUGAGCUAUUUUUUUACAUCUCUGAAGUUCAGUUCCAUCGGUUAUAACCGGAAUCGAAUCGAAACCGAAGUUUCUCGAUUCCUAGUCUAAAAAAAACCGAACGAUUUCUGUUUUUCAGAAACCAAACUUCUCAAGAAACCGAAGAACCGAUUGGUUCUGUUAUAACCGAACGCCCAGCCCUAUCCUCAAGUUCUUGUUUGCUGCCGCUAUUAUCACAAUAUCCCUCCUUUUAGAGAUAAAGCUGGUGAAUUGAGCUUUCGCUAUCUUUUUUUUAAGAGCUUUUUUGAAUUUGAAUGGAAGAAAAGUAAUGAAACCUGCGCCGCUCAGAUCAAACAUAAAUCCGCCUCCGAAGGGAGUCCGCGUAUUUCCAAGGUAUUCCUUUUAGGUCACUGCCAGCUGACGUCACUGCCGGGUGCCGAGCCGAAUCCGUGCUGCAAUGGAGGUGCCCGAGGCGGCACCGGCGGCCGCCGCCGGCGUAGAAGCAGAGGGCAUGAGCGGCGGAAAGGGAAGCUGGUACGUGCUAGGUAAGCGUGCGGUGCUGGUGCCCUACCUGCGGGAGCACGUGCCGCGGUACCACGAGUGGAUGCAGGACCCGGCGCUGCUGGAGGCCACCGCGUCGGAGCCCCUCUCCCUUGAGCAAGAGUUCGACGUGCACCGCUCAUGGACCCUCGAUCCCUUCAAGCAUACAUUCAUAGUGUUGGACAAGGAGUUGAUUGGGGGAGAGUUCGCACCCGGCAAUCCGCACACUGAAGCUAUGGUUGGUGAUGUGAACAUAUAUAUGAAUGACCCUGAUGAUAUGCAGCUUGCGGAAAUAGAGAUUAUGAUAGCUGAACAUAAGAGCCGUGGGAAGGGAAUCGGUCAAGAAGUGAUAUUACUGAUGAUGGCAUUCGCAGUAGAGAAAUAUGGAAUUGCCACAUUCAGAGCAAAAAUUAGUGAAUCAAAUAUGGCAUCCCUUAAGCUUUUCAGAAAGCUGGGCUUCAAGGAUGCUUCAUACAGUGCAGUGUUUAAGGAGGUGACUUUGGAGGUACCUGCUGAUGAACUCCAGUUGAGAUUUCCUCUAACCGUAGGAGAUUGGUAACAUCUCAUGUGGCCCAAGCUGUUGUCAUUUAAUUGUGGAGCAUCUCUAAUUGGUUUUCAUGGAGCGGAAGGCGGAUCUAAUUCCGUGCGUUAGCACAAGAAACUGACUACUGUUUGUCUGUACUCUGGCAGAUGUAGUAUAAAUAUGGGAUACAAAGAAUUGUAGUUGAUUGUGUAAGCACUAAAACCAUUACUAGCUCGAAUUCAGGCAUUGACAACAUGGUAACGCGGAACAUGCUGCACUAAUCUGCAGGCAGUGCAUGGGUUUAAUUUUUACUUCUUUGUAAUGGUCACAAUUAAAUUGUCUCAAAGAGGGCGUGAGGCACCAGUUGGUGUGAC